Nilaparvata lugens (brown planthopper) is the source of this 1906-nucleotide messenger RNA. RefSeq names its product putative inorganic phosphate cotransporter. Lineage: Eukaryota; Metazoa; Arthropoda; Insecta; Hemiptera; Delphacidae. Gene Ontology annotation, molecular function: transmembrane transporter activity. Gene Ontology annotation, biological process: transmembrane transport; monoatomic anion transport. The transcript is spliced from 9 exons. Gene Ontology annotation, cellular component: plasma membrane. The coding region runs from base 535 to 1854 and encodes 439 amino acids. The record is from RefSeq and is a predicted model, not a curated record.
AGUUCAACUCCUAAAGGUCAAGAGAGCUCUAAAGAGUUUUCAUCUUUCUCGAAAGAAUUUUUACAACAUUGUCUCAGCAGCGGUGUUUAGUGUUUCGCGCGCAGAUAACGUUAAUGCUCUUUAAAUAUUGUUAAAUUUUUAUGAGUGCUACUAAAAUUCGAUGAAGGUCAAGGAAGCUGAAUACGCUGUUGAUUAUGAUUAAUGUUAUGAGUGAUAUAUUGUUUAUUUUUAUAUUAGAAACUUUACUGUGAAUUUAGCUUGUGUAUUGUGUGGUGAAAAAUGCUAGAUCUGUUGUACUAUUUGGUGCAAAAUUUUCGAAGUAUAAUAAAGUGAUUUUCGAAUGAUAUUGACCCACGAAUGUCUCAUCAUGCAUUGCAGUAACUAAAAAUCAUUAGUCAUCAUAAUUUUAUUGAAAAUCCACCAUAGUGGCCAUUUGAAUUUAUACUGCUCAAAUUGUUUUAAAUUUCAACAAUCUAGCAUCUAGGCUAUACAAUAGAGAACAAUCAACGUUGAAUCAUUCAUACACUCAGGAAAAUGCUGCAAGUACGACAGGGACAAUAUCUUCUGCUAUUUAUUUGCUUUAGCAUAGCCUACAUGCAACGUUUGGAUAUCACAGUUGCUAUAGUGGCAAUGACUGACCGAUUCUCCGCCAACCCUGAUUAUCCUGAAUUUCCGUGGAGCUUGAAAACGAAAAGCAAAGUUCUGAGUGCAUUUUUCUGGGGCUACUUCAUAUUGCAGAUUCCAGGUGGUAUUUUGGCGCGCAAAUUUGGGCCAAAACCAGUGCUGACAACUGCAGUUUUUGUCGGCUCCUGCGCGUCGCUUCUCAUUCCAAAAUGUGCCGAGCUCUUUGAUUGGCCAGUCGUGUUCGCCCUACAGUUCAUUCAAGGACUUUCACAAGGCCUCGUACACCCCAGCGUCUACACUCAUAUAUCGCAAUGGUCGCCGGUGAAUGAGAGAAGUCGAGCAGUUGGCUUUGUUUUCUGCGGUCAGCAGUUUGGAUCAGUGGUAUGUCUACUGUUGUCGGGUCACUUGGCAUCAAGUGUGCUGGGCUGGCCGUCAGUCUACUACAAGUCGGGCAUCAUAGGUCUGCUGUGGACGAUUGCCUGGGUCUUGUGGGGAGUCACAUCUCCGGCCAGCCACAAGUCUAUCAGUCUGGAAGAGAGGUCUUUCAUUGGAACGAAUUCCGGUGUUGACGACAAAAACAAAAAGGUUAAGGGAAUACCAUGGAAAGCCAUACUGACUUCGAGGCCAGUCCUAGUUAUGACACUGGCCAAUGUAUGUAAUAACUGGGUUUUUUGGUCUCUCGUUACUCUCUUUCCUUCAUUUCUGAGCGCAGUUUACGGAUUCAACAUAAAGAAUAACUCCUACUUCUCAACUCUACCACAUCUUUCAAUGUUUGUCAUGGCUCUGGUAUUUGGAGCUAUCUCAGACACAAUUCUCAGGAAGAAACUGCUAACUAUCAAUGCCAACAGGAAACUAUGGAACUCUGUCGCUCAAUGGGGCGGAGCAGUGGCAUUGUUCUGCAUCGCAAUGUUCAGAGAUAGCCAGACGAUAACUCUGAUUAUGAUGACAGUGGGUUUGGCAGUGAACAGUGCCACGUUCCUGGGUUUCCUUUCCAACCAUAUGGACCUUUCACCCAACUACUCUGGCAUUCUCAUGGGAUUCACCAACUGCCUCUCCAACAUUGCUUCCAUGGUUGCACCAUUGUUUGCUGGCUUCAUGGUCAAAGAUGAGAAAAAUGCUGAUGAAUGGGCUGUCAUCUUCUACACGGCUGCAGUCAUUUUCAUCAUCAGCAAUUCAAUAUUUUUAAUAUUUGGAUCGACUAAGGUUCAACGUUGGAACUCUCCAGAUUAAAACAAGUGAUAGACUCGCAUGAAAUACCGGUAUCUAUAUAAAAAACAUUUUG